UGUUUUUUUUCUCUGUGGUUUUCAAUCGAGGGCAGCUCAAGCCGGGGCAAAUGUGAAUACCGUUUUCACGCGGUGCGACAGUGCUCUAGUGGUGUAGCGAAGGCUGUGCGGAAAAUUAUUGAAAUUCUAGUGCAGAAAAAAAAUUGAGCUCGUUUUUACAAUCAUUAAAUUAGAAUUGUGCUUCAUUCAAUAAGAUUUCGGGAGGGCAAAAAUUGUUUCAGUAAAAAAAGUGACAAUUGACGGAAAUAUGAAUGUAACAUCAUUUAUUAGAAAGUCUAGGGAGGCUUCAGUGUUUAUCUUAUCAAACACUAGAUAACCUAUUUAGUUAAUUUCUGGUUGAACAAGUGCAUUACGAAGAAGCAAAUACGUUUGAUUAGUUGGUAUCCAGUUCCGGAUUCCGCGGGGUUUCUAUUGGAAGCUGUGUUGAACCGCUGUCGUGUGAGUGUAAUGCGGUGCGAAGGCCGUACCUGUAAAGCUCGACAAGCAGUUAAGUGAAAAUUCGUGUUCAUAAAGGAUAAUCGCCACUAGAGCGAAGUGUUCCCAAUACGAUAACUGAAGGAAACCCAAAACAAAAGUUGGUCCUGCGAGAGGUACACAAAAAUAUACGACACCAAAAUGGCUGAUGUUUUCGACUUGGAGCUGCACGAUGAGGAGAACAUUCAUGACUCGGACGAUGAUGUGAUCGAGGUCGAUGAUGUCGAUCUGGAACCAGAGCUCCACAUCCACAGCAACCUGGAUGCAGAAGGUUCAGAAACUAUACCACUCUCAGAAGACAUCGUCAACCCGGGCCGGAUAAAGCUCGGCCCACAGGACUUCGAAUUGAAAAAAGUGCUUGGAAAGGGUGGCUACGGAAAAGUCUUCCAAGUUAGAAAAACUACCGGUGCCGAUUCGAACUCCUACUUUGCAAUGAAGGUGCUGAAAAAGGCUUCGAUAGUUAGGAAUCAAAAAGACACAGCCCACACACGCGCGGAGCGAAACAUACUGGAAGCUGUGCGGCAUCCAUUUAUAGUUGAAUUAGUGUACGCCUUCCAGACAGGUGGAAAAUUGUAUUUAAUCCUAGAGUAUCUUAGCGGCGGUGAACUGUUUAUGCAUUUAGAACGGGAAGGAAUCUUCCUGGAGGACACCACUUGCUUUUACCUGUGUGAAAUCAUCCUAGCGCUAGAGCAUUUGCACAAUCUUGGUAUCAUCUAUCGAGACCUGAAGCCAGAGAAUGUACUGCUGGAUGCACAGGGACACGUCAAGCUUACUGACUUUGGCCUUUGCAAAGAACACAUCCAGGAGGGAAUUGUGACGCACACGUUUUGCGGUACCAUCGAGUAUAUGGCACCGGAAAUUUUAACUCGAAGCGGUCACGGUAAAGCUGUAGACUGGUGGUCACUGGGUGCUUUAAUGUUUGAUAUGUUAACGGGAAUGCCCCCGUUCACCGCAGAUAACCGCAAAAACACCAUCGAUGCGAUCCUGAAAGGUAAGCUUAAUAUACCUGCCUACCUUGCAACCGACUCGCGCGAUCUCAUCCGCCGGCUUAUGAAACGCCAAGUGUCGCAACGUCUGGGAAGUGGUCCCACAGACGGACAGGCCGUUCGUGCCCAUCCAUUCUUCAAAAACGUAAUUUGGGAUGACGUACUAGCUAGGCGAUUAGAUCCACCCAUCAAGCCUGUUCUGCGAAGUGAGGAUGAUGUUUCACAGUUUGACACCAAAUUCACCAAACAAAUACCGGUAGACUCGCCUGAUGAAUCCACGCUAAGCGAAAGUGCCAACCUUAUCUUCCAGGGAUUUACCUACGUAGCACCAUCGGUGUUGGAAGAAAUGCAGCAGCCUCGCGUCGUAACGGCCCGUUCGCCCCGGCGAACGCCUCGCCCGCACCACGGUCACUCCCAUCACCACAUCAGCAGUCACAGUAGUCAUCAUAACAUGCACGCACCCAACAACCGGCUGGUGGAGAACGGUGCAAUUACCCUAGCCGACGAGCAGAUGCUCAGUAUGCCACGAUCGCAGUCUGCCCUUACCGGACACAGCAGUAAUCAUCACUCGUUGGUGCCGCACCACCUGGUGUUCCAACAGCAGCAGCAGCAGCAACAGCAGCCCCAUCAGCCACCCCAACCUCACCAGCAAUCCGCGGCGAGAAGUACGCAGUUCUUGGCAGGUCCGAUCAGUAAUCCAACGAAUGCGCGACACACGGCAGCCCAUCUGCAGCCAUUCGCGCCACGGCCUUCCCCUCAGGACGAAAUGAUGGAAGUUUAUCCGGAGUUACCGAUUUCAUAGCCUAGGAUGGAAUACAACAAUUUUAGGAGGUUUAUAAUCUAACAAAAUACCACUAGUUUAAUUUUUUCCCAAAUCAACGCAAGCAGGCAAUAUAUUUUGUACGGCAUCAACAUCAAAAAGUGUGAUGCAUUUCUGCAAGAGCUGGCAGAGGGUCUACAGAAGAACAUCCUUUGACAAAUACCAACCAAUUCCGGAGUUGUUUUUUUUUUAUGUUCGCUUUUGAUCCUGGGUGAACGCGAUUGGCAUUGGCACACACAUGUCGGCAUACGAUAAGCGGGAGACGACUAGUAACAUAUGCAGGAGAGAGACGUGGAUAGGCAAUAUUUUACGUGAUUGACCAUUAUUGAAAGUGAUGCACACAACCACACAUACACACACACCAAAAGAAAAGUAGAGGGCGAGCACAGCACAGAGAGAAACUUGUUCGGCAAUUCAAAUAUACGCAUGAAAACACUUGGAUAGUAUGUUGGAGUAGGUUAAUCCCUCCCCUUCAGCAGCUGCAUAGUAAAGAAGUGCAAAUAAAAUUGUUGUUAAAUUUUCAGUUUUGAUAUUUGAUCUAAGUUUGGUAAUUUUCGAAGGCAUCAAGUAAAACACGUUGUAAUAGAAAUUGUGUCUCCUUAACCUGUAUUAAUACUUGACAACUCACGAAGUAUGACUUAUUUCCAGUUUGAUAAUCAACUCUUCUAAAAGAACGGUUCAGAAAUCAACGUGUAUGAAAUUGUUAGUACCGGAAGAAAGAAAAAUACACAUGUAUGUUUUUGCAGAGAUACUGUUGCAGAGUUAAAAGAGGGACGUAAGACAAUUUAACUUAAAAAUGGAAAAAUCAUGCAAAGCAAACAACACUGUCAAGUGAAACAUUCUUUUUUGUGUUUUUUUUUUUCUAUCAAUUGUUUUUUCUAGUAACACAUUUAUUUAUAAAAAUAUAAGAAACGUUCGGCCGAUCGUUCCUGUAAGGGUGGAGAUAACAAAAAAACUACAUCUAAAAAACUUAAGUUCCUCAAUAAUAGACACGCACCGCCAGUCGGUGAGUAGCAGCAGAACAGAACGUUGGCUAAUCUAAUUAUUAUACUAUACAAUUGAGAAGGUGGAAAAAUGUAGCAUAAACUAAAUAAAAACUGUUUAAAGAAACUCAUCAAAAUCAAAUACAAGCAUAAAAGGUCACCUAUUAAAAAUGGCACGAUUAGGAUUUGUUUUUUUUUUCUUUUUUAGUUUUCUUUAGAACAAAUGUAACAGAAGAAAUUGUGACUAAGAGAAGGAUUUAUUUUGUUUAUUUAAGCUGUAGUAUUGUAGCAAUCGCAAACCACCACCAUCUGAAAUGGAAAUCAAUAGAAAAAUGCAGUGGCGAGUUUGUAUAGUUAUGAAGCCUAGCAAUGUAACCUUCUUUAGCCAAAUAUCCCUCCAAAAAGUGAAAGUAAUAGUAAUUUAAAACAAACACACAUACACACGCUAGUUCGACAAUGAUGAGAUGAACCACAACGGGAAAGAUGCGGUACUCGGAGCAGAGAAAGAGCAAACAAGAGUGUGAAAUGACCAAUAGUUUAAUUUUUUUUUUCAAAAUAGACCAUAAAUAAUUACAUUUAUACUACCCCCCUCACACAAAUAUAGUGAAACAAGAAUUAACCUAAUUUUAACGUAACCAUUUACCAAUAGACAAUUGAAACAAGUCUUAAUUUUUAAAGAUUAUGUUCUGAGCUUAGAUAAUUGAGGAAAAUAAUCAUAGUGUACAAUAGCCGAUAACAAUUGAAAAUGCAAUAGUCUGGAUCAAAGAGAACAAACUUAUUUGACUGAUUUUAAAGUAACUCUCAACCUUUAGGCUGUAAGGAAAAAAACCACGAUGAAACGAAAUACCGAAAGAAACACAACGCGCUGGGUGGUGAUUUUGUUUGUAUAAUAGAUCAGCUUUAGGGAAAAUAAAAUGGUAAACUAACUGUGGAUAGUCAAACGGUACCAUAUAAGUCACACCUUCCCAUUAUUUUUCUGUGCUUUUUUAUCCUUUAUCUUACUGAAAACUCUUUAUUUUGCUCAAUCAAUUUUGUUCUAAUUUUGCCACUGUGUAGUUAGAUUAAUAGAUGAAGCUCAUCAUCGAUAUUCGGCGGAAUGGAGUUAGUUCCUGUAACUCUGAAGUUUUUUUCAAUGAGAACGUAGAGCAAGAUGAGAUAAAAUUCAGAUAAGGUUGACUAAAUUACUGAUGUUGGCUGGAUAUUUGUGUUCAAUCCACAUCUGAACCAGGAAGUCAACACGUGCCGCCGCCUAGAUAACAUAAUUGUGUAAUCCACAAGCAGAUUUAAUGGAGGGUAGGAAAAAGAAACUAAGCACUAAGCCUCUAGAAUGAUGACUUUAAUUUCUGAUAUAGUUUAUCUAUUUUAAAAUAUUUUUUAUUAUCUGUCUUACCUUGUAUGUAGCAUGAAAAAUGAAAUGAAAUUGAACGAAGUCAAGGUUUUAGUGCAAACUAAUCAAAUAAAAAACAAAAUGCAAGAAGACAACAAAACAGAACGAUGAAGAACAGAUGUAAUGAUAUAUGAGUAAAGAACUUAUACAGCGCUUGAAGAUUUGAAAUUUGACAA
This is a messenger RNA of Wyeomyia smithii (pitcher-plant mosquito), 4826 nucleotides long. It is a transcript of the gene S6k, whose product is annotated as ribosomal protein S6 kinase beta-2. The record is from RefSeq and is a predicted model, not a curated record. Gene Ontology annotation, molecular function: protein serine/threonine kinase activity; ATP binding. Lineage: Eukaryota; Metazoa; Arthropoda; Insecta; Diptera; Culicidae. The transcript is spliced from 11 exons. Gene Ontology annotation, biological process: protein phosphorylation; signal transduction. Bases 616 to 2262 code for a protein of 548 amino acids.